Molecule: messenger RNA, 4757 nt
Organism: Gasterosteus aculeatus aculeatus (three-spined stickleback)
Lineage: Eukaryota; Metazoa; Chordata; Actinopteri; Perciformes; Gasterosteidae
Gene: egf
Product: epidermal growth factor
Biological process (GO): positive regulation of MAPK cascade; positive regulation of cell population proliferation; canonical Wnt signaling pathway
Cellular component (GO): plasma membrane
Molecular function (GO): calcium ion binding; growth factor activity; Wnt-protein binding
Source: RefSeq, a predicted model, not a curated record
CUUCUUGCUCCAAUGCUGCACUAGCAUGUGCAACAUUUACCACGGGGGUGUCAGGAAUUUCAAUCUUUGCUUCCAAAACAGGCUGGCAGACUGGGGGCCGAACUGGGGAGGGAGGAGGAUCCCCACACAGCAGGGGGUUUUUGGCCAAACACUGCACCGGCAGUAGUACACUCUUCCCUCUGAGUCCCCCGAUCUCCUCAGCGCAACAUCUCUUGUCAUGUGAAGCUGUGUUGUCUCUUUAAGUUGAAGUCCUGGACAAGAAUGCCAACGGUCCAUAAACAAAUGUUGCUUCAUUUUGGGGAAUUCUUGUGUGCCAGUGCUAAGAGCGGGAAUGCCUGAGAAAGAGUAAACGAGUGCAGCUCCUGAGACGAGGACGGCGUGGAGGAUUAUGUUGGCUGUGACGAUCACAGCAGCGCUGAUCUAUUUGGCGGUGCAGCGCUCGGGAGCCGCGGCCCUCGGCACGGCGUGCUGGGGUGAACGUCUAUCGCGAGCGGGGAGGAACAGCAGCUGCGUGGCCUCACAGCCAUUCCUGAUAUUUGGCCAUGGGAAAGCUAUUCAUCGGAUGGAUCUCGGUGGGAAGAACCAGAGGAGGCUCGUGGCUGGAGUGGGAAGCUCGAUCCUGCUCGACUUCCAUUUGAGAGAGGAGACAGUUUACUGGGCCGACAAACACACAGGGGUCAUCCACAAGGCAUCAGUGAGAGGAGCAAACAGACAGAAACUGUACUCAUCUGACAAACAUAUCUCGGGCCUUGCAGUGGACUGGGUUUGGAACCAUGUAUAUUGGACAAGUGGGGAAAAGGGAAAAAUCAAGAAAAUGGAUAUAAAUGGGAAAAACGAAAAAACUCUUUUGAGGCACUUGAGCCAACCAAAUUCUAUAAACGUUGAUCCCAACAACAGGUUUCUUUUUUGGCUGUCUGGCGGGAUGAGCCCAAGUAUCCAGCGGUCUGAUGUGACAGGACAAAUGAAAACAACACUGAUUAAGAUAGCAGAGCACCUGGGCGCCCUGUCAAUUGACCGAGAGGACAAAAGACUGUUCUGGGUUCAGUUUGGUCCACAGGGAGAAAGUGCCAUUGCCUCUUGUGAUUACGACGGCAACGGCCUGCACAUUAUUGAUCAUCCCCUUUGGUCUCAGUCACUGGCGGUAUCAGUUUUUCUGGAGCACUUGUACUACACCGAUGCGUCGUCUCGGGUGAUAAAACGAGUGAACAAGUUCGCUGGUGGAAAGCCGCUGGAUGUUAACAUGAAACAAAUGGCCAAACCCCCAGUUAGCCUCAAGGUGGUGCAUCCCCUCAACCAGCCAAUGGCAGACUCCCAAUCAUCUCCUCCAGGUUGUGACGAAAAGAGUGGAAAUUGCGUGAAUGUGUGUUCCAGUCUAGCCGAGCAAGGGACGUGCCAGUGCACUGAAGGCUUUGCUCUCAGUAUGCAAGGCUCUUAUUGUGAAGAUGUGAACGAAUGUGCACACUGGAACCACGGCUGCUCUCUUGGUUGUGAAAACAUCCCAGGCUCCUAUUUCUGUACCUGCCCAACAGGAUAUGCGCUCCUACCGGACAGGAAGACAUGUGGAGAAAUCACACCGUGUGAAGGCAAUAUGACCAAGAAGUGUGGUGACGGAUGUCUGACAGCAGACGGGGGGGCUGUCUGUGUGUGUCCUGAAGGAUCUUCACUGCAGGAGGAUGGGCAAGCCUGUACUGGCUGCUUGUCUGCAGACAGGGGGGGCUGCAGCCAGCUCUGUAUUCCCGUCAGCCCGACUGGGUGGCAGUGUGGUUGUCUGCCCGGCUACCUGCUGCACCGAGAUGGCGAGCGCUGCGUGGCCUCCGGACCUCCACCGUAUCUGCUGGUCGCCAAUCUAGUGGAUGUACGUCAAAUCCACCCUGGAGGCGCCGGGGAUGGAACCCUGGUGGAGGAUCCAAGAGGAGCUAUCAUCGCUUUGGACUACGACCCCGUCCAGAAAAGUGUGUACUUUGCGAGCGUCGGCCAGAAGAGAAUUGAGCGGGUGGAUCUGAACGGCGGGUCCCGAGACGUCCUCGUCUCCGACGGUUUGGACUCACCAGAGGGUCUUGCGAUUGACUGGAUCCACCGCAGGAUGUACUGGACGGAUAAAGGCCAGUCGACCGUCGACUGCAGCACCUUAAACGGGCAAAACAGAGAAACCCUCGUAAGCGAAGGGCUGGACAAACCGAGAGGAAUUGCAGUUCAUCCUUUGGCAAAGAGGUUGUUCUGGACUGACAUCGGGGCUCAUCCUGUCGUGGAGAGUGCCUCUUUGGAGGGGGAAGGCCGCGCCGUCGUUGCCAGAACCCACCUCGUGUCGCCGAGCGGCCUGACCAUCGAUUUCACCGAGGACCGCCUGUUCUGGUGCGACCAGAGGAGGGGCCUGGUGGAGACCGCCGCCCUGGAUGGUUCGGACCGACGGGUCCUGUUAGAGAACCAAGUAGGUCGACCUUUUGACCUUGCGGUGUUUGAGGACAGGUUGUGGAUAACGUAUCAGAAGCCCAAGCAGCUGAGGAGCGUGCACAAGCGGACUGGGAGGAAGCUGCAACGUAUCCACGGCAACAUGGUCCAACCGGCAUCCGUUGUGGUGGUUCAUCCUCUCGCUAAACCCGGGGCGGACGUUUGCCUUCACCUGAACGGAGGUUGUGCCCAGGUGUGUGAAAGCGAACUGGGAUUGGCCCGAUGCUCGUGUCUCCCACGCUACGUCCUGUCGCCCGACGGAAGGAGCUGCUCGCCCGGCUCAGCAGGAUCUGGAGACAGUCAAACCACCGAUUCAACGUUUAAUAAAAACAAAAGCCCCCCCACCGCCCCUGGGCUGUCAGCUGACGAAGCAGAGCCGGAUGUGAACUCGGAGGGAGGCAGCGAGUCGGCCCCCUUCACGGACGCCAUGGUGUCAGACCAGAACGAGUGCCACUCGCUCGGCUGUGAUGCAGACGCACAGUGCCUGCUGGGGGCCGGCAGCCCCACCUGUGUGUGUCCACAGGGUUUCACAGGUGACGGACGGCUGUGUGUGGACAUUGAUGAGUGUACACAGGGAACGCACAAGUGUGACAAAAACGCACAAUGCCAAAAUACCUUUGGGGCGCACCUCUGCAAGUGCCGGGCUGGUUACCAAGGCAACGGGAAGACAUGCCUAGAGUCGGAGGCCACAUCGCCGCGGGGGACGACCAGUCGGCCUGCUGACGUGUCCACCCGGCACCACGGUGGUAACUCGGCACAGAGCUGCCCGUCCUCCCAUGAGUCCUACUGUCUGUACCAGGGCGUCUGCUUCUACUACCCGGAAAUGGAGUCAUACGCUUGCAACUGUGCUUCAGGCUACAUAGGGGAGCGCUGUCAGUUCAGUGACCUGGAGUGGGGGGAGCUCCAGCAGGCUGAGGAGGAGCAGAGGAGGAACGUGGCCAUCGCGGCCUGCAUGAUGGCCCUGGUCUCCCUGCUCUCCAUCGCUGCCUGUGCCACCUACUGUUACGGGAACAGAACAUUCCUCCACAAACAGCCGUCUGUGGAUAAUGUGAGCGAGACCAGCGUGACAGAUGAGAGCAUGUCGGAGCCCCCCGCUACGAGCAGGCCUCGGUUGGACGUGGUCUGUCCCAGGAGAGACGUCUGUCCGUCCUGCUCUUCAGAACCAGGCGACAACCGAGCGACCGAAGAGUCGGGAACGUUGUCCAAACACAACGGAGGGUACGAGUGCUCCAUGAUGACGGCCGUUGCCGCGGAGACCGCCGUCCGCCGCUCGAGUCUGCCUCUGCCGAGCUCACAUGGUUGGACGUCUUUCAAGCCUGGAGUGCUCUCCACUCCCGGCCUGCAGCCCCUCGCCUCCUAGUUCACCAGACAGACCGACACAGCUGUUACAACGCACACACACACACACACACGGGAACAUCUGGCUGGUGUGCAAACUGCUGAAUCGAGUUUCAUUCCACGUCACAAACCUCACAAAUGAAAACAAAAGUUGUCAUUAUUUUUUGUAACUACCCUCAUCUGUAGCUGGAGGCCUCACCGGGUCAUGAAAGCUUUUAUAAGUUCGUCAUGCGCCGAAACAAAUGAUUGGGUGCAAAGGAGUCGAUGCCUAUAAAAAAAUAUAUAUAUAUAUUAGAAUAUCAACACUUCCUAAAAUACAGUAUUUGUGAAUAAAUUCUUCCCUGCAUUGACAUUUAUCUGAUGUUGUAGCUGACAAUAAGAUAAACUAUAUGUUGUGUAAAAGACAUCUACUAUUUCUUACCUAAGCAGCUAUAGCAAAGAUCUUGAAGUUAAAAGUUUUUAAAAAUGAAGCAACGAAAACUGUUAAAUCUGGUCAUAUUUUUUACAAGAAAGAAACGCUUCCAUUGCUUGCUUUUGAAAAAACAAAUAACUUUUAAUUGGUCAUAUAUCAGCUACGGUUGUAUAGCAUUUGCGCAUAAAUAUUAGGACCUUAGUUUACUUUUUAGUCUAAAUGAAUAUAUUUUGUUUAUUGCCAAAAAGCACAAAUGUGCCUUCCUUGUUUCUAAAAAGAUCUUAAUCCUCAAAUCAAAUAUUGUAAAUGCCGUUUGUGUACUAAAGUAAAAACCGCUGUUCUGGUGACAACUGAGGUGAUCUGUUAAUAAUCGAUUAGUAAGUGAUUACCAGGAGCAAAGUUAGUUUUGUUAAGAAAUGUCAUUCAUGUGUUUUCCUAUUUGUAAACUUUGUGACUAAUAUUCAUCACCAAAUUCUGAGUUCAAAUCGUUUGUCUCAUCUCCGUCAGCUCAUGGAACAAAAUGUCAUGUAAACUAUAUUAAAACCAGCAACUGAACUGA